UAAAAAAAUUGCAACAUUCAAGACAUCCUCAAGCAGCUGUUGCAAUAACUUGCAUAUUAUUAAGGAUUUGUGAUACCAUAGGUAGUUUCUGAAGGGGAGCCUUGGCGUAACUGAUAAAGUUGCUUCCAUUCGAUCAAGAGGUCACGGGUUCGAGCCAUGGAAACAGCCUCUUGCAGAAAUACAGGCUAAUCUUUGUCAAAGUCUACAUGCGUGCUUGGACGGCCCUUUACAAUCUUUUCAAGAAAGACACAAAUUACUCACCAAAACUCUAGCACAUUUGCAUGCAUGAAGUCUUCCUUCUCUUCUAUAUAUAGUAACUAUCUUAUCAAUCCUGUCAUUUCACAAAACAUCCUUCUUCUCUUUUGCUCCUCCUAGCUUCUGUUCUUUAGUGUUAGAAAUGGCUAAACAGUUUCUCCUGUCGAAUCUGAUAGCAGCAGUAACUUUCUGCUGUGUUGUGUUAGCUUUUGAGCCAAGUCCAUUGCAAGAUUUCUGUGUCGCGGAUCCUGCUAGUCCAGCUAGGGUAAAUGGCUUAGCUUGCAAAGAUCCCAAAUCAGUUAAAGCAGAGGACUUUUUCUUCGGUGGGCUACAUUUGGCUGGCAACACAACAAAUGCUGUUGGUUCUAAAGUGACUCCUGUUAAUGUGGCUCAAAUACCAGGACUGAACACUCUUGGUAUUUCAUUGGUUCGCAUCGACUAUGCACCAUGGGGAAUCAACCCUCCUCACACUCACCCUAGAGCUACUGAGAUACUCACUGUCCUUGAAGGUACUCUUCAAGUUGGUUUUGUAACCUCGAGUCCUGAAAAUCGCCUUAUUAUUAAGGUCCUUAAAAAAGGCGACGCGUUUGUUUUUCCUAUUGGACUUGUUCACUACCAACACAAUGUGGGAUAUGGAAAUGCUGUAGCUAUUGCUGCUUUGAGUAGUCAGAAUCCUGGUGUUAUAGGCAUUGCUAACGCAGUGUUCGGAUCGGAUCCGGCUAUAGCAACUGAUGUUCUUGCCAAGGCUUUUCAAGUAGAUGAAAGCGUAGCUGCUCUGAUGCAAUCAAAAUUUUAAGCAGCAAGUUUACUUACAGACUUCAUAAGCUUGAGAGUUUUAGUUUUUGUGCGCAAUGUUAAAUGAGUGGAUUCUAUUUGUUUGUUUAUUGUGUGAUUCAUGAAAAUGUAAUCCCAAGAGGUUAAAUUUGGAUUGAUUUAUUUUUUUUA
Messenger RNA from Nicotiana attenuata, 1200 nucleotides. RefSeq names its product putative germin-like protein 2-3. The coding region runs from base 398 to 1051 and encodes 217 amino acids. The record is from RefSeq and is a predicted model, not a curated record. The transcript is spliced from 3 exons. NCBI's taxonomy places the organism in Eukaryota, Viridiplantae, Streptophyta, Magnoliopsida, Solanales, Solanaceae. Gene Ontology annotation, cellular component: cell wall. Gene Ontology annotation, molecular function: manganese ion binding.